UGAGAGAAGAGUUUUUUACCUCUCUGAGAUUUUUUUUUUCCUUGAGAGUAGUAGAGGAAGCAAGAGAGGAUUUACCUGGUCGGGUUGAGUUCACUUCAUUUGACUUUUUUUUUAAAUUAUUGUUAUUAUUAUUAUUAUUAAAAUAAUCAUCCUGCCUCAGAAGAAAGGAAGGUUUUUGGCAACUCUGGUUAAAAAAAAAAAAAAAAGAAAGACAACUUUUCAUCAAUGGCCUCUUUUGGAUAUUUCCUGUUUCUUUGUGGGUUGAGUCAGGCUCUGUCAAGUUACCCAAUCUGGUGGUCCUUGGCAAUUGGUCACCAGUACUCCUCCCUGGGGACUCAGCCCAUCCUGUGCGGCAGCAUCCCGGGCCUGGUGCCCAAGCAGCUGCGCUUCUGUCGGAACUACGUGGAGAUCAUGCCCAGCGUGGCCGAGGGGGUGAAGAUUGGCAUCCAGGAGUGCCAACACCAGUUCCGAGGGAGAAGGUGGAACUGCACCACCGUCAACGACAGCUUGGCCAUCUUUGGGCCCGUGCUGGAUAAAG
This is a messenger RNA of Malurus melanocephalus (red-backed fairy wren), 538 nucleotides long. RefSeq names its product protein Wnt-3a-like. The transcript is spliced from 2 exons. The annotation marks the transcript as partial. Gene Ontology annotation, molecular function: cytokine activity; frizzled binding. The record is from RefSeq and is a predicted model, not a curated record. Gene Ontology annotation, biological process: multicellular organism development; canonical Wnt signaling pathway; neuron differentiation. Gene Ontology annotation, cellular component: extracellular region. Lineage: Eukaryota; Metazoa; Chordata; Aves; Passeriformes; Maluridae.